CGGCUGAUCAUGCAAUACCUGAAGGAGAACAGCCUCCACCGAGCCCUCGCCACCCUGCAGGAGGAAACUACAGUGUCCCUCAACACUGUGGACAGUAUUGAGAGCUUCGUGGCUGACAUCAACAGCGGGCAUUGGGACACGGUGCUGCAAGCCAUACAGUCGCUGAAGCUGCCCGACAAGACCCUCAUUGACCUCUACGAGCAGGUUGUGCUGGAGUUGAUUGAGCUCCGGGAACUGGGUGCUGCCAGGUCUCUCCUGAGACAAACAGAUCCCAUGAUCAUGCUGAAACAAACUCAGCCGGAGCGGUACAUCCACCUUGAAAACCUUCUGGCCAGAUCUUACUUUGAUCCCCGUGAGGCAUACCCAGAUGGAAGUAGCAAAGAGAAGCGGAGAGCUGCUAUUGCACAAGCUUUAGCUGGAGAAGUCAGCGUGGUACCUCCAUCUCGUCUUAUGGCGUUGUUGGGACAGGCACUGAAAUGGCAGCAGCAUCAGGGUCUGCUUCCUCCUGGUAUGACAAUUGACUUGUUCAGAGGCAAAGCAGCUGUGAAAGACGUAGAAGAAGAAAAGUUCCCCACGCAGCUGAGCAGACAUAUUAAGUUUGGGCAGAAGUCGCAUGUGGAGUGUGCUCGGUUUUCCCCAGAUGGACAGUAUCUGGUUACUGGCUCUGUUGAUGGUUUCAUUGAAGUAUGGAACUUCACUACUGGAAAGAUCAGAAAGGAUCUGAAAUACCAGGCACAAGAUAACUUUAUGAUGAUGGAUGAUGCAGUGCUGUGCAUGUGCUUCAGCAGAGAUACAGAAAUGCUAGCAACUGGAGCACAAGAUGGAAAGAUCAAGGUGUGGAAAAUCCAGAGUGGUCAGUGCCUGAGAAGGUUUGAACGAGCACACAGUAAAGGUGUUACAUGCCUCAGUUUCUCUAAAGACAGCAGCCAAAUUCUUAGCGCUUCUUUUGAUCAGACAAUCAGGAUUCAUGGUUUAAAAUCUGGGAAAACUUUAAAGGAAUUCCGCGGUCAUUCGUCCUUCGUCAAUGAAGCAACUUUUACCCAGGAUGGCCAUUAUAUUAUCAGUGCAUCCUCUGAUGGCACAGUGAAGGUUUGGAAUGUGAAGACAACAGAGUGCUCAAACACCUUCAAAUCUCUUGGCAGCACUGCUGGGACAGACAUUACUGUGAACAGUGUCAUUCUCCUGCCUAAAAACCCAGAACAUUUUGUUGUUUGCAACAGAUCAAAUACAGUCGUCAUUAUGAAUAUGCAAGGACAAAUUGUAAGAAGUUUUAGCUCUGGUAAGAGAGAAGGUGGUGACUUUGUCUGCUGUGCGCUUUCACCUCGUGGUGAAUGGAUCUACUGUGUUGGUGAAGAUUUUGUGCUCUAUUGCUUUAGCACAGUGACCGGCAAGCUGGAGAGAACUUUGACUGUUCAUGAAAAAGAUGUCAUUGGCAUUGCUCAUCACCCCCACCAGAACCUGAUUGCCACUUACAGUGAAGAUGGCCUCCUCAAGCUCUGGAAGCCAUAGCUUGAUUUUACAGUGAGCUAUGAAGUGUGCCUCUUAGUUGCAGGUUGUUGAUGUUUGUGCUUUAACAAAUGCACAGAGUGUGAUAUUUGCUCAAUUUUCAGUUCAGAUUUUGAGAAAAUGACAUUUUUACUUCUUGGUCUAAAGUUAGGUAGAUUGAUGCUUAAAUAUAGCAUCAGUUAAUUUCAAAUACUUUUAUUUUUACCAGAGUAGCUGAAGCAACUUCAGUGAGAGUGUUUUUUCUGUCUCCUGAAGUCUGUGCUCUUCCAACAGUGUUUAUAAAAGUUGAAUGAGCUAGGAAAUAUACAC
Opisthocomus hoazin is the source of this 1815-nucleotide messenger RNA. The record is from RefSeq and is a predicted model, not a curated record. NCBI's taxonomy places the organism in Eukaryota, Metazoa, Chordata, Aves, Opisthocomiformes, Opisthocomidae.